Brassica oleracea var. oleracea is the source of this 636-nucleotide messenger RNA. Its product is annotated as glycine-rich cell wall structural protein 1.0-like. Bases 1 to 636 code for a protein of 211 amino acids. Lineage: Eukaryota; Viridiplantae; Streptophyta; Magnoliopsida; Brassicales; Brassicaceae. The transcript has 4 exons. The record is from RefSeq and is a predicted model, not a curated record.
AUGGCGACGGCGGCGGAGACUGUGAGAGUAAAGGUGGAAACGAGAAUAGUGGUAAUGGAGGCGAAGGAGAGAGAGAGAGAGAGAGGUGAUGUUGGAGAAGAUGAAGCUGAUAAAUCUGAGGAUAAAGAGUUUGGCCGUUACUAUUGUGAGACUGGAUUGAAGCUUCUGGCUCCUGUUGGACUGGUUACGAAGAAGUCGGUGGUGGAAGACGUGAAGGUGGGUACCACACUGGAGGAGGUUGCGGUGAAGAUUGAGGCCGUGGUGGAGAUGGUGGUGGAUACCACAGUGGAGGUGGUUGCAGUUGGAGGUGGAGAUGGUGGUGGUUGCGGUGGAGGUGGUGGUGGUUGUGCAGUUGGUGGUGGUUAUGGAGAAAGCGGUGGUAGAAGACGUGAAGGUGGAUACCGUGAAAGUGGUGGCGGUCGUGGAGGUGGAGGAGGAGGUGGCUGUUGCGGUGGAGGUGGUGGCGGUGUCGCAGCUGGUGGAUACCGCAGCGGAGAAAGUGGUGGUUGUGAAGAAGGUGGUGGUUACGGGAAAGGCGGUGGUGGAUAUAAUAUAGGUGGUUGCGGUGGAGAUUGUGGUGGAGAUGAUUGUUGCAUAGAAGGUGGUGGUGCAAUGUACGUGAAGGUAGAUACAUAG